GAAUCUCUCAGCAGCAGUAAAGUGUUAGCCACAAAAUCAGUAUGACACCUUCCACCCUCCAGAAAAUCUUGUCUCAUUGGAACUAGCCACAGAAUGUCGAGGUUACUGACAACAUACAAGAUUCAACGACACCAGACAAGGUGUCUCUAUCAGACAUGGAACUGCGACAACGGACACCCGAGGACUCUCCAGAGAAGACUGAACCUCAAGUUGAAACUGACACAUCCAAGUUAACCCUGAAGAAGGAGAUUGGUCUGUUUAGUGGGAUAUCCUUUGUGGUGGGAACCAUCAUUGGUUCUGGUAUCUUCAUCACACCCCAAGGAGUCUUGAUGAACACCGGCUCUGUAGGUCUGUGCAUGGUGGUGUGGUCAACUGGAGCUCUCCUCUCUCUACUCGGUUCACUUACCUUCACUGAGUUAACAUCUGUCACACGGACAUCGGGAGGGGAGUAUGCAGUGUUGCUGAAAACAUUCGGCCCUAUCCCUGCCUUUAUGUUUGUAUGGUCCAUCGAGAUCGCCAGGAACCCAGCGUCCAGAGCUGUGCAAUGUCUGACGUUCGCCGAGUAUCUCUCCACUUUACUGGAGCUGUGUGGAUCCCCUGAACCGCCGAAGAAACUCAUAGCGAUUUGCGUACUUGUUGUCCUGGCGUUCACCACCUCCUACAGCGUGAGGUUGUCGGCACGGAUACAGGUCUUCUUCACUGCAGCCAAAUUGGGAGCUCUCAUUGUGAUCAUCAUUGGAGGUCUGGUCAAAAUUGGACAAGGGACGUUAUCUGAGCUACCAACUGGGUUUGAUGGUUCUGUGACUGUGAUUUCAAAUAUCGCCCUAUCGUACUACUCGAUCAUGUUUGCAUAUGGAGGAUGGAACAAUGUGAACUUCUUGAUAGAGGAGGUGAAGGACCCGCAAAGAAACGGACCACUGUCGAGUAUCAUCGGUGUGUCGAUAGUCGGCGUUGUCUACAUCCUCACCAACAUCUCCUACCUUGCUGUCAUGACCCGUGACGAGAUGUAUCAGUCGACGGCCGUCGCGCAGACCUGGGGAGACAGGGUCCUCGGUCGAGCCUCCUGGAUUAUUCCGAUCUGCGUCAUGAUGUCAGUGUAUGGCAGCGCUAAUGGUGGAAUAGGAACAGCUUCUAGAAUACAGUUUGCUGCAGCCCGUGAUGGGAAUUGGUGGGAGUUUCUAUCAUUUAUCAGCGUGAAGAGGUACACACCCAUGCCAACAAUUAUUUGUCACGUGCUGAUCGCUAUGUGCAUGGUACUGCAAGGAACCAUCACCACCCUCAUCAACUUCCUCAGCUUCACCAGCUGGGUCUUCUACUGUGCCUGUGCUCUAUGUUGUAUUGUACUCCGGUUUAAAAUAAAGGACGACCCGAAACGAAUAAAAGUUCCAAUCCUCAUCCCCAUCAUCUUCAUGCUGUGGUGUCUGUUCCUGGUUGUGGCACCUAUUGUAGAUAACCCCGGGUUGAGCUGCUGUAUGCUGCCGCUUUCGUUGUUGGUGGCCUCGUCAUCUAUUUCCCACUCAUCCACUUCAACUUAAAACCCAAAUGGUUUGAAAAGAUCGAGAUGUAUCUUCAGCUGCUGAUGGAGGUCGCGCCAAGUUCAUACGUGGACUCAUACUAAAUAGAUGGACCACAGCUUCACAUAGCCAGAUAACGAAGACAGUUUGGACACAACACAAAUACACAACCAGUGGGUGCAUGAGCCUCGCAGAUUACGCGUCGUUGCUAACAGAACAUUUAGCACCACGCUAAAAACGGGGAUGUCUUGAUGAUUCAGCGAGGUGUAUACACAGAUUAUGGUACAGUCCGUUUGAGUCAAAAUCUCUCAUAAACAAAAUAUGACUCAAAACAACGCCAAAGUUAAUAGGAAAAACACACCAACGCUGCUAAAUUUUGUCAUAAUUUUUGUCUACAAAAUAAAAAAAGUUGUUUAACAAAC
Molecule: messenger RNA, 1936 nt
Organism: Haliotis rubra (blacklip abalone)
Lineage: Eukaryota; Metazoa; Mollusca; Gastropoda; Lepetellida; Haliotidae
Product: b(0,+)-type amino acid transporter 1-like
Exons: 13
Coding region: 156-1535 (459 amino acids)
Biological process (GO): amino acid transmembrane transport
Cellular component (GO): membrane
Molecular function (GO): L-amino acid transmembrane transporter activity
Source: RefSeq, a predicted model, not a curated record